AAAUUUAUAAAGCACACAGGAAGUAUUGCACAGCCGCAUGUCUCAAGCAGCAGCAGCAGCCGCAGCAGCAGCAGCCGCAGCAGCAGCACUGUAAGCCGAGAGAAGAGUGAUGGGAAAGAUGCCAGGGCAGAGUCGCAUCUUCCUGCUCACCUACAUGGUGGCUGUUGCCAUUCCUGUUUCUUUGGCUUUCAACAUUGAUAUGACAAACCCUACUGUCUAUAUUGGUGAACAGAAGGAUUUCUUUGGAUACAAAGUGCUUCAAUUCAUGUCUGGCCCGAACAAAGGCAUAAUCGUCACUGCACCGCUGCAGCUAAAUGGAUCUGGGGGAAUAUGCAAACCCGACCUUUACCAACCCAACCAGUGCUUCAACCCUAAAGGUAUUUCCCUAGCAAACACAACAAUACCAGUCAAGCACUUUGGCCUGUCGAUAGCUGAAGACUCCAAACGCUCCGAAUUCACUGUUUGCAGUCCAAGUGUAGUCCAUGAAUGUAAUGAGAACUCCUAUGUGAACAGUGUGUGCUACAAGAUCACAAAUCAACUUCAGACAAUCGGCACUCUCCAACCUACUUUCCAAGAAUGUACCAAAAAGACAGUGGACCUUGUCUUUCUAUUUGAUGGAUCACAGAGUAUGACCGAAGCAGAGUUCAACAAAAAUAAAGAUUUCAUAAUGGAUAUAAUGAAUUCAUUGAAGAACUCAUCAAUCAAGUUUGCAGCAGUUCAGUUCUCCUCAAUUCACAGGAAAGUUUUUGACUUCAAUGACUACCAAGCUGGUACUGAUCUCGAUAAACUUGGGAAAGAACCCCAUAUGAUGGCUCUGACCAACACACACAAAGCCCUCACAUUUGUGUUGGACGACAUCUUGGAAAACCCAAAAGCAGGCGCCUCUCCUGAUGCAACUAAAGUUGUGGUACUAAUCACAGAUGGAGAUCCCAGUGAUUCAGACAAAGGCAUUAUUAAGAGAUAUGAUGAUAAAAACAUAAUUCGCUUUGUCAUUGGGGUCAAAAAGGCUGACCUGAAAAAAUUCAAAGCCAUUGCUUCAGAACCAAAAGACAAAAAUGCCUUCAAAAUUGAGAACUACGACGGACUCACAGGAGUACUGGAAAACUUUCAAAAAAAGAUCUUUAAUAUGGAAGGCUCCAAAGUGGCUCGGGCAGGAGAAAUGACCAAUGAAAUGUCUCAGAGUGGAUUCAGUGCUGUCUUCUUCAAUGAGAACUUGAUUCUGGGUUCAGUGGGAUCAAACAGCUGGCGUGGUUCUCUCCAAGAGCAUCACGAACAAAAAGAAAUACAAAUUGAAGAUCCACUCAUGAAGAUGGACUCCUACAUGGGAUACUCUGUUUCUGUUGGAGAGAAGAAUAACAAUCCUCUAUAUUUCACGGGAGCACCAAGAUUUGAGCACAAAGGACAGGUCGUACUUUUCAGAUCCGAUUUCAAGAACUGGACUGCAGCCCAAAGAAUAAAUGGUGACCAGAUUGGUUCCUACUUUGGUGCAGAGCUGUGCUCAGUAGAUGUCAACUCUGAUGGUAACACUGAUUUCCUGCUGGUGGGAGCUCCACUGUUCUACCAGUCUCAGGAGAAGAAAGAAGGCCAGAUCUACAUCUACAUACUGACUGAUGAGAUGCAGCUGAAAAAUGAACUGAAUGUAAUUGCACCAUCCAUGGGGAGAUUUGGCACCACCAUAUCUAGUCUGGCAGAUCUGAAUGGAGAUGGACUCCGAGACGUUGCUGUUGGAGCCCCCCUUGAGGAUGACAACAAUGGGGCUGUGUACAUCUACCUUGGUGACAGACACAAAGGCAUACGCAGCACUUUUAGCCAGAGAAUCGUGGGAGAGAACAUAGUGUCUGGGCUAAGAUUCUUUGGACAGGCCAUUGAUGGGGACAUUGACCUUGGAGAUGACGGACUACCAGAUAUUGUGGUCGGAUCACAGGGCACUGCUGUUGUCUUAAGGUCCAGGCCUGUCUUUAAUGUCACGGCACAUCUGUCUUUUCUACCUAAGGAGAUAAACACUGACCAAAUUGACUGCCUGGGCAGCACAGAUGAAACUUUACCAAUGGUUACCCUAACAGCCUGCUUUGAAAUGGUGGAAACAACAAAGAGCAAAGCAUCGGGAAUGAGCUCCACACUGAACAUCUCGUACACGCUUGAUGUGGAUCCGACAAGACAAACAUCUCGAGGUUUCUUCAGUGAAACCGACAAGAAAGCUAGGAAUCUCACCUCUACCUACGAGCUGAUGGAUGAAAAAACCUGCUUCAACUACUCCAUCUACAUGCCAAAAUGUGUGAAAGACACAUUAUCACCCAUAAGCAUCAAAUUCAACUUUUCCCAAGAUGACAGUGAGAGCGCAAGUGCGGUCCUAAACAUGGACAGCAAAACGCAGGCUGUUGUUGAGGUUUACUUUGAAAAGCAUUGUAGAAAAAAUGACACCUGUAUUGCCGAACUUGAUGUGGAUUUCAACUUCACGACUCCAACAUUAUUGGUGGCAGAAGAUAACUACUUCAACGUCUCUAUAAAACUGUCUAAUCAUGGUGAUGACUCAUACUACACCAACCUUACCAUGCACUAUCCUCCAGGCCUCUCCUUCUCUAGGAUGACUCUAACAGAUUCAAAGAGACCAAUACUCCACAGCUGUCAAGGUCUAGAAGGAGUACUCGACAAAACUAUAUGUGAUGUCAGCCGUCCUGUGUUUCGCAGCAGAUCAGAUGCAACAUUUAGAGCUUCUUUCCACAUCAUGAACGGGUAUGAGUGGGAUGACAUCAUUUCGAUGAGCAUUACUGCACAGAGUGGAAACACAAACUCCACCAGGACCACUUCCCUGACCAAAAGCAUCCCAGUACAAUUUGAAAUUAAAAUGGCAGUAACAGUGAAAGAAGACCCGAUCACCUAUCUGAAUUUCACAACAGAGGAUACUGGACCUAAAAAAAUGGUUACUAUAUACAAGAUAGAUAAUCUUGGUUUCAAGGCCUUUCCUGUCAAUGUGUCCCUGUUCUUCCCAACUAAACUGGAACAUAACUUUGAAAUGACAAACUAUCAAGUCUUUGUCCAGCAGAACAAAACUCAAUGCACAAGCAUUACUGACACACAAUCUGAAUACUGCUCACCAGAAAAAUACUGCAGAAUGAUAGUGUGCGACAGUUUCAUCCUGGAGAGAGAAUCACCGACUGAGUUUACACUGUCAGGAGACGUACAGUUUAAGGAUCUCAAACAGAAUGCAGCGAAUAUUGCCUUUCUUAAACGAUAUACUGGAGACGGCGCAGAGGUUAAAUUUAAAAGCUUUAUACGUGUUAACUAUGACAAGCAACGGUAUGUGCUGGACUCUCAUAAACAAGAGGAGAAGUCUGACAACGAUCCAACAGUGAAAUGGACUGAAGUUCGGGUUGAGUUCAUAAUCCACCCCGAUCAACCGCUGAUCAUUGCAAAUGGAGCUGCAGUGGGACUCUUGCUUCUGAUCAUAAUCACAGUCAUCAUGUUUAAGUUGGGUUGCUUUAAGAGGAAAACGCUCGAGUACUAUCAAGAACAGGAGGAGGAAGCUGCUCUUCAGGCUGGCACCCCCACUGAGUCCACCCCUGCCCCCAGCAACGGGAAAGUCAGCCAAUCAGAGACUGACGGCAAAUCUGAUCAACCUUCAGAGGACAAAACGCUUCUUGAUGACGGUGAGGCGAACGGCAGCACCCCACCAGCUGAUACAGAGGAGGGACUGGAUUAACGUCAUGAACCUAAGUGGGCUGACUGAAUUAUAAAGCAUGCAGCAUGCAGCAUGCACAGGGGGUCAUUAUUAGUGAGGGGAACACCACCUAAAUUAAGAAUUCCAAUGUUAUCUAGGAAAGUUCAAUCAAUAUUAGUGAACAAGAGCUCCUCUCUGUCAAAGCCAGAAACCAGAGAAGUAAGUCUCAAACUUGUGAUGUCAUCGGGUAUAAAGUGUGGAGCUGCUCCACAGACAAUGAAUGGGAGACUGACUUUGUGGACCCACAGAAUGUUUGUUUGCUUUUAUACUCAAAUGAGCUUUAUUCUAUUGAAGUGUUGUCAGUUGUGAAACAGAAAAUGUCCCCAUAUACUCAGGACUUUCCCCAGGGUGCCCUCAGUGUCAUCUAAAUAAAACAUCUCUCCCCAUUCAUCGUCUAUGGAGCAGCUCCAGCCUUUAUACCCUGUGACAUCACAAGUUUGAGUUUUAGCGCUCCAGUUUUGGGAUUUGGGAGAGAGUUGGUCGUGUUUACUAAUAUUUUUUGGACUGUAGUGGGCCAAUCACCCUUCACAUUAAAUUGAAGAACGCUUGCGGUGAUUGGCUGAAAUCAAAACCACACAUAUAGCACAAAAAGGAUCGAUUGCAGGUAUCGUUCGGUCAAUGCCUUAAAAUAAAUUGAGUACUGUUACCCAAUAGCCCUUGCAGCCCUAGCAGAGACAACACACAACAAACGAUCUCCAUCCGCUAAUAAGGGAAGCAAGAUUUCUUUUGUAAAAUCAUAACAUGAGUUUUUUUCAGAGUCUUGAUAAUACAUUUAAAGGCAUGUUCAGGCUGUAUUAGUAUUUUUAUGCCUCCGCACCAGUGACAGCCGUGGCCGUGAGCUUACGUCUGUCGAACUCUAAUGAAAGUGAUAUCUCAGGAACAUCUGGAGGGAAUUUCUUCAAAUUUGGCACAAACUUCCACUUGGACUCAAGGAUGAAUUGAUUAGAGUUUGGUGGUCAAAGGUCAAGGUUACUGACCUCACAAUUUAUAUACCAAUUAUGACAAUUUCACAGGGACAGACACGGAUGCAAACUGCAACUUGACUGGUUGGCGGAGGUAUACAACCACGAGGCGGUAAUUCUAGUUUUAUUAUGGGAAAGUUCACCCAUCUAAGGGCAUUCAGGUGAUGCAGGUGCAACAUUCUCCCUUAACACUGAUUCAUUUCCUGGUAGUGUUACAGCCAGCUUGGUCGUGUGAUCUCCUCAACAUAACUGGUUGUGUUUGUUAGUGGAAAGAUUCACGAGGCUUUACAUCCUCUUCACUGCACUAGCAUCUACUAUACUCUUAUCUAGGAGUAUUAUUAAAGGGACUGUUUGUAAGAAUCAGAAAUGUCUUGUUAACAGCGACACCUGUGGCCGUUAAGUCAACUAAAGUCAGCGUCCUGUUGCUGGCGCUUGUGCUCGCUCUACAUAGACAUGAAC
Messenger RNA from Sebastes umbrosus (honeycomb rockfish), 5139 nucleotides. Its product is annotated as integrin alpha-D. Gene Ontology annotation, molecular function: integrin binding. The record is from RefSeq and is a predicted model, not a curated record. The transcript has 31 exons. Lineage: Eukaryota; Metazoa; Chordata; Actinopteri; Perciformes; Sebastidae. Gene Ontology annotation, cellular component: integrin complex; external side of plasma membrane. Gene Ontology annotation, biological process: cell adhesion mediated by integrin; cell-matrix adhesion; cell-cell adhesion. The coding region runs from base 110 to 3700 and encodes 1196 amino acids.